Molecule: messenger RNA, 1582 nt
Organism: Centropristis striata (black sea bass)
Lineage: Eukaryota; Metazoa; Chordata; Actinopteri; Perciformes; Serranidae
Gene: cpb2
Product: carboxypeptidase B2 (plasma)
Exons: 11
Coding region: 57-1355 (432 amino acids)
Biological process (GO): proteolysis; fibrinolysis
Molecular function (GO): metallocarboxypeptidase activity; zinc ion binding
Source: RefSeq, a predicted model, not a curated record
CCUAUCCCCGUGUUUUUAACAAACCCAUUAUCAAUUCUACUCUGGAUCCUGACAUCAUGAAGACUCUUUUGAUUUUGUUUGUUUUAAUGAAUUUGGACAAACUCCUGAAGACAGGACACUGCACAGAAACGCGAGACCAAAUUCUAUCAAUCACCCCAAAAACACUGGAACAAGUUUACAUCUUGAGGAAUGUUUCCACUCAACAUGAGACAGCGUUAUGGCAGCCUGCUUCUCCCCAGUUCAUCAAAGAAGAAACUGAGGUCCACCUGUUUGUCCCUGCAAACAGCUCAGAGACGGUCAAGAAUCUGCUGCAGAAAAACACCAUAACACAUCAGGUGUUACUGGCCAACACCAACGAGCUGAUUGAAAUGCAGACGAGGAACGACUCCGGUGACCCACGAAGCAGCUCAACCUUCUACGAGAGAUAUCACAGUCUGGAGGAUAUCUACUAUUGGAUAAACAGGACCCAACAGGACAACCCCAGCACGGUCAAAGUCGUUCUUAUUGGCUCCUCGUAUGAGAAGCGACCACUCUACGCGCUGAAGUUAUCUCUAAAUGACAGGCCAAAUAAGAAAGCAAUGUGGAUCGACUGUGGGAUCCAUGCCAGAGAGUGGGUCUCUCCUGCUUUCUGCUUAUGGUUUGUUCAACAUUCGUUAUCAUUUUACAAGUCAAAUCAAGACAUUACUCAGAUCCUGGACAACAUGGAUGUCUACAUUAUGCCUGUUAUGAACCCUGAUGGAUAUCAUUAUACAUGGACUACAAACAGGAUGUGGAGGAAGAACCGUUCUGCCAGCAGGAGCAGCAGCUGCAUCGGGGUGGACCUCAACAGAAACUUUGAUGCCAACUGGUGCACGGAGGGAGCCUCUGACGAGCCCUGCAGUGAGAUCUACUGUGGUGCGUUCCCUGAGUCUGAACCGGAGUCUCAGGCCGUGGCCGACUUCCUGCGCAGCCACAAGGACUCAGUCCAGCUCUACAUCAGCAUCCACUCCUACUCUCAGAUGCUGCUCUUCCCGUACUCCUGCACCUUAGAAGAAGCAGAGAACCACAAAGACCUGCUUGAAAUGGCCCAAGAAGCCGCCCAGAAAAUCCGAAGAUAUUACAGGAACAACUACAUAUAUGGUUCUGGAGCAAAGACCAUAUACUUGGCUCCUGGUGGUUCUGAUGAUUGGGCGUACAACCUCGGCAUCAAAUACUCCUUCACAUUUGAGCUCCAGGACCGCGGGCGUUACGGCUUCCUCCUGCCACCAUCUCACAUUGCCAGGGCCUGCAAUGAAGCUCUCACUGCUGUGAAGACUAUUGCUCUCAAGGUUAUAGAGAAAACACAAGCUCCAACAAGUUCUCCUCAAACUGCAUGAGCAGUUUCACUUGUUGUCAAGGCUGAGACUUCAAUAUUUUAAGUCAUUUUUAAACUGAUUGAAGUUACAAAUUAAGUGUCAGUGUCUUCUGUCUUAAAUCUGUUUCACCAAGCAGCAUAUAUCACACAUUUAUUAAAACGUUACGGUCAUGUUACUUAAUAACCAUUCAGUUACCCAACCUUUGCAACUCUGCAUAAAAAAUAAAGAAGCAUAAAAAGCAACAACAA